AUGAACCAAAGCAGUGUGUCYGAGUUCCUCCUCCUGGGGCUCCCCAUCCAGCCASAGCAGCAAGGCAUGUACUAUGCCCUGUUCCUGGGCAUGUACCUGACCACGGUGCUGGGGAACCUGCUCAUCAUCCUGCUCAUCAGGCUGGACUCUCGCCUGCACACCCCCAUGUACUUCUUCCUCAGCCACUUGGCCUUUUCUGAUGUCUCUUUAUCAUCUGUCACUGUCCCUAAGAUGCUCAGGAACAUGCAGACUCAGCACUUAUCCAUCCCCUAUGAAGGAUGCAUUUCUCAGAUGUAUUUUUUCUUACUUUUUGUAUGUGUUGACAAUUUUCUUCUUGCAGUGAUGGCCUAUGACAGGUAUGUGGCCAUUUGCCACCCCCUCCACUACGCCAUCAUCAUGAGGAAGGAGCCGUGUGUCUUACUGGCRSCUGGGUCCUGGUUCUUCUCUUGUGUACAUGCCCUCUUGCAUACCCUCCUCCUGWSCCACCUCAUGAGGAGGGACAAUCAGAGCAGCGUGUCCGAGUUCCUCCUCCUGGGGCUCCCCAUCCAGCCAGAGCAGCAAGGCAUGUACUACGCCCUGUUCCUGGGCAUGUACCUGACCACGGUGCUGGGGAACCUGCUCAUCAUCCUGCUCAUCAGGCUGGACUCUCGCCUGCACACCCCCAUGUACUUCUUCCUCAGCCACUUGGCCCUCACUGACAUCUCUUUCUCCUCAGUCACGGCUCCAAAGAUGCUCAUGAACAUGCUGAUGCAGACUCAAUCUAUCUCCUAUGCUGGGUGCAUUUCUCAGGCAUAUUUUUUCYUAUCUUUUGUGGAUCUUGACAGCUUCCUUCUGACCUCAAUGGCCUAUGACAGGUAUGUGGCCAUCUGCCACCCUCUUCACUACACCAGAAUGAUGAGACAGAGCCUCUGUUUCCUGCUAGUUCUUGUGUCCUGGGUCUUGUCCUUUGCCAUUGCCCUUGUGCACACCCUCCUCCUAGCCCGUCUCUCUUUCCUUAGAGGCAACACUGUUCACCACUUCUUCUGUGACCUCUCUGCCUUACUCAAGCUGUCCAGCUCUGACACCACCAUCAAUCAGCUGGUCAUCCUCACUGUAGGAGUGGUGGUCAUUACCCUGCCACUCCUGUGCAUUCUGGUCUCUUAUGGCCACAUUGGGGCCAGUGUCCUGAGAAGACCCUCCAUCAAGGGCAUCUGCAAAGCCUUGUCCACAUGUGGCUCCCACCUCUCUGUGGUUUCUCUGUACUAUGGAGCCAUUAUUGCACUCUACUUUGUCCCCUCAUCCAAUAACUCUAAUGACAAGGAUGUCAUUGUGUCUGUGCUGUACACUCUGGUCACUCCCAUGCUGAAUCCCUUCAUCUACAGUCUGAGGAAUCGGGAUAUGAAAGGAGCUCUCAGAAACAUCCUCACCUGGAAUCUACAUCUACAAAUUAGUGUGAGACAGAGCUUAAAGGCAAUGGACUAA
Urocitellus parryii (Arctic ground squirrel) is the source of this 1461-nucleotide messenger RNA. RefSeq names its product olfactory receptor 1J21-like. The record is from RefSeq and is a predicted model, not a curated record. Gene Ontology annotation, biological process: G protein-coupled receptor signaling pathway. NCBI's taxonomy places the organism in Eukaryota, Metazoa, Chordata, Mammalia, Rodentia, Sciuridae. Gene Ontology annotation, molecular function: G protein-coupled receptor activity; olfactory receptor activity. Gene Ontology annotation, cellular component: membrane.